CUACAGACCAGCACACAACUUGUGAAUCGAAUCUAAAGCUGACAAAAUGGUCGAAUGGACAGACUUCGAGCGCGCCACCAUCAAGGACAUCUUCUCCAAGAUGGAAUAUGAUGUGGUGGGCCCUGCAACCCUUACCAGGUGUCUGGUCGUGUACCCCUGGACUCAGAGGUAUUUCGGCAAAUUUGGAAAUCUCUACAAUUCCGAAGCGAUUUCUGCUAAUGCCAAUGUUUCCAAACACGGAACAACCAUCCUCCACGGUCUGGACCGGGCUGUGAAGAACAUGGACGACAUCAGAAACACCUACGCCGAACUGAGCGUGCUGCACUCCGAGAAACUGCACGUGGACCCCGACAAUUUCAGGCUCCUCGCCGACUGCCUGACCAUCGUGGUUGCUGGUCGGUUUGGCAGCGCCUUUACUGCUGAGGUGCAGGCAGCUUUCCAGAAGUUCCUGGUCGUGGUGGUGUCCUCCCUGGGAAGACAGUACCAUUAGAGACAUCACAUGCUGAGCAAAAAAAACUCUGUUCUUUUCGUAAUGUCUUAAAGGCAUAAAUAAAUAAAACAAGCAUAAACAA
Messenger RNA from Eleginops maclovinus (Patagonian blennie), 572 nucleotides. RefSeq names its product hemoglobin subunit beta-C. Bases 47 to 490 code for a protein of 147 amino acids. Gene Ontology annotation, molecular function: oxygen carrier activity; organic acid binding; peroxidase activity. The record is from RefSeq and is a predicted model, not a curated record. NCBI's taxonomy places the organism in Eukaryota, Metazoa, Chordata, Actinopteri, Perciformes, Eleginopidae. Gene Ontology annotation, cellular component: haptoglobin-hemoglobin complex; hemoglobin complex; blood microparticle. The transcript is spliced from 3 exons. Gene Ontology annotation, biological process: hydrogen peroxide catabolic process; oxygen transport.